Molecule: messenger RNA, 3266 nt
Organism: Pseudonaja textilis
Lineage: Eukaryota; Metazoa; Chordata; Lepidosauria; Squamata; Elapidae
Source: RefSeq, a predicted model, not a curated record
CAGAAGCGGAACCGACGCUCCGGGCAAGAUGUGGAAAGCCGUAGUGGGCCACAACGUGUCCGCAAAGGUGGAGACCCAAGAAGACGAUUGGGACACUGACCCGGAUUUUGUGAAUGACAUUUCGGAGAAGGAGCAGCGCUGGGGGGCUAAGACAAUCGAAGGCUCUGGCCGUGCAGAACAUAUCAACAUCCACCAGCUCAGAAGCAAGGUAUCUGAGGAACAUGAAGUUCUCAAGAAGAAGGAGCUGGAGAUGGCACCCAAAGCUUCCUAUGGCUACGGGGGCAAGUUUGGAACCGAGAAGGACCGCAUGGACAAGAGUGCCCUGGGCCAUGAGUAUGUUGCCGAGGUCGGCAUGCACUCUUCCCAGACAGACGCAGCCAAGGGCUUUGGUGGAAAGUACGGCAUUCAGAAGGACCGAGCAGAUAAGUCCGCGCUUGGGUUUGACUACAAAGGAGAGGUAGAUGUACACACCUCUCAAAAAGACUAUGCCGUUGGGUUUGGCGGGAAGUACGGUGUCCAGAAGGAUCGUCAAGACAAGUCCGCCCUGGGUUGGUCCCACAAAGAAGAAGUCAAGCCCCAUGAAUCUCAAACAGACCAUGCCGUUGGAUUUGGUGGGAAGUAUGGCGUGCAGAAGGACCGCCAAGACAAGUCUGCCUUGGGAUGGGCCCACAAGGAAGAAGUCAAGCCCCAUGAAUCUCAAACAGACCAUGCCGUUGGGUUUGGCGGGAAGUAUGGUGUCCAGAAGGACCGCCAAGACAAGUCUGCCCUGGGAUGGUCCCACAAGGAAGAAGUCAAGCCCCAUGAAUCUCAAACAGACCAUUCUCAAGGCUUUGGAGGCCGUUAUGGGGUGCAGAAAGACAGAGUGGACAAGAGCGCUGCUGGUUUUGGUGAAAUGGAAGCUCCCGUUUCCUCGUAUCAGAAGACAAAACCUGUAGAAGCUACUUCUGCUGGGAUGGGUAACUUGAGACAACGCUUUGAAAACAUGGCCAAGACAGCAGAGGAAGAGAAGAGGAAGAAGGCAGAAGAGGAACGAGCACGUUGCCAGGCCCGGGAACUUCAGGAAACCCAAGAGAAGUCAAAGGAAAUGAAGAAGAGUGAAGAGCGAGAUUGGAGCCCUCCAUCGGUGCCUGGACACGGGCCCCUAAAGGGCAGCCUGCCUCCUCUGCCUCCCCAACACCAGGAAGAAGAGGAAGAGGAUGAGCCUCCUGUCCUUCCUCCACGGGGCCUGGACUUGCCAGGUGACCCCAGAAGAGAACUUCCUCUCCCACCUUCUGGCCACCAAGGACAGGAGCAGCCCCUCUAUACGGAAAGUGUCGAGGAUGGAGGUGAUUAUGAGGAGGUGAUUGGAAACGUGGAUUACGAGGAACCUCCUGUCUUGGCUGAUGACGACGACAGAGGGGAUUAUGAGGAAAUGCCAGACCACAAGGACACCUCCAAAGAUGACGGUGCUGUGGUGGACCAGGAAUAUGAGGAACUCUGCGGUGGCCAGCCUGGAGGAACGACUUCUUCAGGUGUUGAAGAGCAUAUUUAUGAUGUGAGUGAAGGAAGCCUAUCUGCCCUGGCCCUCUAUGACUAUCAAGGAGAGGGGGAAGAUGAGAUUUCCUUUGACCCUGGAGACAUCAUCACAUCCAUCGAACAGGUGGAUGAGGGCUGGUGGCGCGGAUCUUGCCAUGGUAGAGUUGGCCUAUUCCCCGCUAACUAUGUGGAGCUCCUUCCGUGAAGUUCUGCCCAAGAGCAGGCACCCAUCCCUUUGCUUCUCCAGUACCCUCAUACUUGCCACGUGACACCACAAACCACAACCCUGCCCCGAUGUAGGGGAAGUGGAGAAGUGGACCUACUCUCUCUUCCGUGGAACAGUCCGAUGCUUCUCCUUCCUGGAGCCGUUGUACAUCCCCAGGAUCUGUCUUCCUGCUUUUCUGGUCAUGCGGUGAUCUCUGAACCUAUUCAGGCCGCACCUGGUUUGUUUAAUCUCCGUCAGUGGAUCCCCACAACCUCCCCGCGCCCAAUCUUUCUGGGACUCCUAAGUCCAUCUUGGCUAAGUCACUCAGGGACCAAGAGAAAACAGGCACGAAAGCUCCGUGGAGUUAGAAGGAUGGAGAUUAGUUCUGUUCGUGCAGGUUGUCCUUCCCUCACAGGGGUGGGCUUCCAACCAUUUUACCAAAGGGUUCCCCGCCCGGUUUCUGGGUGGGCGUGACCAUGGUGGGAGUGGCCUCCUUGGCCUCCUGCACCAUGUUGUUGGUGGGGGCACUUUUGCCCUUCCCAGGCUCCUGAGGUUUUCCUUGAGCCCCCAGGAGGACGACAACUGCCUCCCUGGACUCUGGAGGCUCCCUGGAAGCUGGAAAAGGGCCCAAUUUCUGCCCUGCCUGAACUUCCAGGAGCCCCCCCCCUUUUUUUGGCCCCCUUGAACCUCCCUGCAUGCCCUCCUGCGCUUAUCUGCAUCCAAAAUGGACCCCAUGGAGACUCCGGGGAGGGGAGGAGUUGGUGGGUCAAGCCAGGAGUGUUAUUUGGGGGUUCUCUGAACUGCACAGAGUCUUAGCCAGGGGCUCCCCUGAACCCCUGCGAACCCCCAGCAGCCCAUUCCCGCUUACAACUUUUCAUUUAGCAACUAAAGUUUCAAUGGCAGCCCAAAAAAGGGAUGAUCCUUGCAUCUAUGACUAUCACAGACUCCCCACAGGGGCUGCUCUUCUGCUUUUGGGCAGGCGCCCCAAAAUAGGCUUCCGGCAUCUCUGAAUGUUGGGUGUGAAACUAUGGAAAGCUCUGCUUAACCUUUCACGUCUGUCUCUCUUUCCCCAACUUGGACCGAACCCCCACUGUUGGUGCUCACACCCCGCUAAUUCCCGAUCCACACGCCUGGUGGGAAGCAGACCUUCUGGCCACUGAUCCUCAUAGCUGGCACUCCUGCCUGUGGCAAACAGAGGAAGAGUCAUAUUAAACCAUCAGCAACGUUAAACUUAUUUAAAUCCAAAGGGGUUUCAUUUCCCAGUUACGUGUCCGUGUAUGAGAUGACAUCCAAUCUGCAAAUUUAUAGCUACUAAAUGCAAUGGGGAAUCUGUUGAUCUUACUGGUUAGUUCAAUUGAAGCGUUAUCAUUUGUUGGAAGGAAAAUCCAUCUCGUUCAUUUCCAAGCUGGGAGAAAGACGCCGGAAACAACAUGGAGGCUGAUUGGAAAGGAAGUUUAUCGAUGGACAGAACCAACAACAUGCGGUUCUGGGUCAGCUGAACAAUUAGCUAGAUGAGUGUCAGGAUUUUUAUACAGAUCCUGAAAUG